AUGAAUACACUCGAACAAAUUACGGAACCAGCUCAGACUCCUGAGACUACACCUGAUGUUGCAGAGCAACAACUACAACAAAACAAAAUACAAAACCAAUUACAACCCAACCAGUUGCAAAAUCAACUACACCAAGUAGGAUCAAACACACAAAUGGCUCAACAAGUACAAUCACACCCAAUGCAAAACACACAAAUGAACCAACCUCAACAUGUACAACCAAACCAAAUGGGACAACAAGUUGGUCCAAGUCAACAAGGACAAAACCCACAAAUGGGACAAAAUCAGCAUAUGGGAGCGAACCAACAGAUGAUGAUGCGAAUGGGUAACGGAGUAAUGAACCCAAAUAUGUAUUAUUAUCAAAUGCAAAUGUACCAGAACCAACAAGGACAAAAAGGAAUGCCAAUGAAUAUGCAAAUGGGAAUGUCAAGAUUUAUGCCACAAUAUAACGCAUACCUCAACAGAGUACAACCAAUGCAACAAAUGGCCCCAACGCAUCCAAUGAUGCAACAACAAAUGGGACAUAACCAGCAAGUCCAAAGUGCAAUGAUGAUGCAACAGCAGCAGCAACAGCAACAACAAGGUGAAACAAAAACUGAAGAAACAGGAGAAACUAAGCAACAACCAAUGAGUAAUAUGCCACCAAAUAUGUACCCAAAUAUGAUGGGUAAUCCCAUGAACCCAGUAGGAAUGCCCAUGAUGCACCCAGGUGGUAUGGGCGGGAUGUACUACGGACCACGCCUACUAGUCAAUAACGCAAUUGACAGCAUCCCGUCAUUGAGACUUGCAAAUAGUCAGUUCCAGAAUGUAACACAGGUACUGGACGCCCUAGCAACACAGUCGAAGAAGCGCAGGGCACCAAGAGCAUCGAGAGAACCAAGAGAGGACUCAGAUUUUAAAAAUGUCCUCCAAGACUACUUUAGCGCAUCAGAUAACUCAGAUGACGAGUUUUUAGUCUCAAGAUCACUUCGACUCAACGACGGAAGUAGCAGCAUUAGAAGGAGUAAUCGCACUCGAACGAAGACUGCAAAAUACGAUGAGUACAAUGAAACGGAAUCCGAUACACAGGAAGAUUAUAUAGCAAACUAUCAACCGACAACAGUGAAUAACAUUAACCCAACAGGGGUAAAGAGUAAUAGAGGAAGAAAGAAGGGAGUUAGUUACAAGAAGCCAACACCUGCUAAGCCAGUAAACCCCUAUUCGAGAAGCAACUAUUUACAGUUUGAUGAGUCGAGUGAUGAGUCUCCACAGUUUAGCGGCCAUGACUAUGACCCUAACUCGAUAGAAAGUAGCGGUUUAUCACUAAGACAUAGGAAACAUAAAGUAAAUUACGCAGAAUUAGAAUACUCAGAGGAAGAGGAAGUAGUUGAAGGGGAAGAAGAAGAAAAGAAAAGCUCAGGAGGAAUUGACCGAGUUAUUAACCACAGACAGCGUGAGGAUGGAGAGUGGGAGUAUUUAAUAAAAUGGCAAGGAUUUGCGCAUAUCCACAACACAUGGGAUGUGUAUGAAAAUUUAAAAGAAUACAAUGGAAUACGUAGACUUGACAACUACAUUAAGCGCUUUAAGAACCUGGAGGAACGCCAGAAAUAUAUGACACUGGAUGAAAUAGAACAGGAAAACAUAGCUCUGGGACUCCAGAAACAAAUCGAUGAAGACUCAUUGAUAGCAGAACGCAUCGUAACACACUACAAAGAUGAAAACGGCGUUAUGGUAUACCUAGUCAAGUGGCGUAGUUGCCCAUACGACCAAUGCACAGAAGAGGAUGAGGAAACAUUAGUGGAACACGGGUUCCAAGAUUUAAUUGACGCAUAUAAGAUUAGAGAAGACAGGAUUUUGGGUGAGGCAGCGAGGAAGAUCCCCUGGAACACGCACUCAAUAUCCUUGACCAAAUUCGAGCCAUAUUACGAGACGCCUAAAUACCUGUCAAAUCCAACAUAUUUAGAGGAUUUAGGAUAUACCUCCAGAUUAUACUACACCAUUUUAGCAGCAAGAGCGAACCGUUUGAAGACUGAUGGUGUAAACGAAGCGGGUGAGGUGAAGGCGGACGCGGUAAAACCUCAAGAUUCAGUUAAGGGAGAAGUAACAAAUUUAGUUAAAGAACAAGAACCGAUGGUUAAUAAUGAGACGGAUGUGAAAAUAAAUGGAGUAAAGGAGGAAAAAAAUGAGCAAGAAGAUGUAAAAAUGGACCUAGACCAAGAAACCAAUUCUACAACCUCAGCUCAAUCGUUUCCUAACUCUGUUAAGUCAGAACCAAACGCCCAGCAAUCAGUAAACACAGGCUCCACAGAAAACUCAGUUAAUUCAGCACAGCAAGGAGAUGCUGGAGUUAAAAAGUACCACCUCAGAGAUAACGUACCCAACUCGAUUUAUAAAGUAUCAGAGCCGAGGAAGCUGAGAGACUACCAGCUGACGGGACUUAACUGGAUGGUAAACCGUAUGAAGCGAGGUCUGUCGGUGCUAUUAGCAGAUGAAAUGGGGCUGGGAAAGACGGUACAAACGAUAUCACUAGUAGGCCACUUCAUGUACAAAGAGUUUCUAAUUGGACCAUACCUAAUCAUCGUGCCCCAAAGCACAAUAGAUAACUGGAUGAGAGAGUUUGAAGCAUGGCUCCCACAAGCAAACGCAGUGUGCUACUACGGAAACGCAACAGCCCGCGAAAUGAUACGUCAACGUGAGCUAACGCGAAUUUUCGUGCCAGGAAAGGGAGAACGCUACAAGUGCGAUGUAUGCAUUACAACGCCGAGCAUAAUCAACUCGCCAGCAGACUUGGACUUUCUACGCAGAAUAAGCUGGCAGCUGAUGGUUGUGGACGAAGCACACCAACUGAAGAAUAAAAAUAGUAAACGCUUCGUAGAGUUGAUGCAGUUCAUGGCAGACUACAAGCUCUUGCUAAGUGGAACUCCACUCCACAAUAACCUGGAGGAGCUCUGGACACUGUUGCAUUUCAUUAACCCACAGAUUUACCCAUACUACGAAGAUUUCAGAAGAAGAUAUAGCGAAAUCGAAAAUCCAGCUGCAAUAGGAGAAAAUAAACAGAAGCAGCUGCUAUCAUUACAGCACGAGUUACACGAGUUUGUGCUUCGAAGAGUUAAGAAAGACGUUGAAAAAUCGCUGCCAAAUAAGGUUGAGAGGAUUUUGAGAGUGGAACUCUCACCAAUGCAGAUUGAAUGGUACAAGAAUAUUCUGGCAAGAAAUUAUGAGGAGUUGGCAAGGAACUCAGGAGGCUCAAGAAGCUCACUACAGAACAUCUGUAUGGAGCUGAAAAAGGUUUGCAACCACCCCUUCCUGUGUUACGAGCCCGAAGAUAGACAAGUGUGGCUUCAAGGGCUUAUAUACGGAAGCGGGAAGAUAUGUUUGCUAGACAAGCUGCUUCAGCGUCUGAAGGAGAAGGGACACAGAGUCUUGAUUUUCUCACAAAUGGUCAGGAUGCUUAAUAUUAUAAGUGAGUAUUUGACAUUGAGAGGAUUUAAGCAUCAAAGACUUGAUGGAACGAUGGGAAAAGAAGUGAGGAAAAAAGCAAUGGACCACUUCAAUGACCCACAGAGCGAUGACUUCUGCUUUCUACUCUCAACAAAAGCAGGAGGACUAGGAAUUAACUUGACAUCAGCAGACACAGUGAUCAUAUACGACUCAGAUUGGAACCCACAAAACGACUUGCAGGCAGAAGCAAGAGCACAUAGGAUAGGCCAGACGAAAACGGUACAAAUAUACAGACUUGUAACAAAAGAUUCAAUAGAGCAAACAAUAUUAGAGAGAGCAAAAACGAAGAUGGUGCUUGAUGCACUAGUUGUACAGGGAUUAAAUAAGAGAGGGGACGCAGUAAUGUUCAACGACGAUGGGAAAUCAGGAUUUUCCCGUGAGGAGCUAGCAAAGAUCCUCAAGUUCGGAGCAUCAAAGCUCUGGGCAACUGCAAACCCACAAACAAACAAGACAUCCUCAACAGACGAAAAAUUAGAUAUUGAUUUGGAUAAAGUACUUCAAGAAGCAGAACUCACUAAAGAAAAUGAUUCAGACUUGGCAGCUGAUUUGUUGUCGUCGUACACGAACAUAACAGAGUUUAGAUAUGAGCCACCAGAAGGCCAACUGGAGGCGACUGGAGAAAACGACAAGGAGUUUUGGGAAGCAACAAUUCCUCUGGAGGAACGUGUUAAGCUUAAGAAGAAGAAACAAGAGGAGUUGCUUGUUAUGGGCCCAAGAAGAACAAGAGCUAAGGAUACAGGAACCAUUGAGACCGAUGAUUAUUCUGACGACGAGGCUGAUGCAGAUUUCCAACCCAGGAAAACAACAAAGGAAUUAUUACAGUCUCAAGAAGGAAUUAAGGGUAAAAGAGGACAACGUAGGUCAAGAAAGGCUGUUUUGACAAUUAAAGAUAAAAUGAAGAUCCAUAGAAGCUUAAGCAAGUUUGGAGUACCAGAGCUCAGACUGAAGGACAUACACGCAGACACUAAGCUCAACAAGGUUGACCCGAGAGUUAUCCUGAACGAGUGUCAGAACAUGAUUGACACUUGCAAGUCAAAGCUCAAGUCGAAUGCGGACGACGAAGAUAGGCGUUCGAGAAGAAGUCAACUGAUUGUAGAGAUGGGAGAAAUCAAAGUCAACGCACAGGACUUCUUAGAUAAGAUGAAAUUGCUUGAAAGCCUAGAACAGUUUGGGCGAAAGCUUGCAGGAAGCUCUUGGAACAUGGCUCCAAACGACGAGUUUGAGAUCCCUCAGCAAGUACUUGACCAAAUGAACGAAGGCAAGGAAACAUGGACCUCAGAUGAUAUAGUAAACCUUCUCAAGCUUAUUAACAAGUUAGGGUUUGGAUACUGGUCUCAAAUGUGUGCAGACAAGGAGUUAUGUGUUGGAGUACUCCAGGACAUUAAGCACGAUAAGUUGAAAAACCGUGCGAUGAAACUUCUUAAGAUUGUGAACACGUAUAUUGAUCCAAGCUCAGUUAUCACACUAAGCGAUGAAAAGAGGCUAUCAACGGUCCGAGAAACACCCGUUAAGGUCAAGAAAAAGGAAUCAGUAACAAGUGAUAAGGAAAAUGACCUGACGCCAUCAGAAGGACCUAACGAUAAGGUUCGAGAUGACUUGAGUGAUAUUUACACACUCGACCCCUCCGACGCCAGCAAAGAUGUUAUCGAUGUCGCAAAUUUGCUCUCCACAGGAAAACUCACGUCCAGAGACCAUUAUGCGAGCGCAGUCAAGCACGUGUUAAAGUCCUGUAGAGAUGUCCUGAGAACCACAAAACGUCUCAGAAACCCAUCCUUGGAUUUCACAGAGAACCUCAAAUCAGAAGAGUUCCAAACACAGGUCAGAGACACAGUCAAGAUGGUCAAAAACGCACUUGACAGUAACCUCAAUGUCUGUCCUGACGAAGUUGUCGCAAACAAACUCAGAACAGCCUGCUGGAAAUUCGUCUCCAAAAUCAUACAAUCAGACCAAUUCCACCUAGAAUCUUACUAA
Molecule: messenger RNA, 5451 nt
Organism: Theileria annulata
Lineage: Eukaryota; Apicomplexa; Aconoidasida; Piroplasmida; Theileriidae
Product: SNF2-family protein (chromodomain-helicase-DNA-binding protein 1)
Exons: 1
Coding region: 1-5451 (1816 amino acids)
Biological process (GO): nucleosome organization; regulation of transcription by RNA polymerase II
Cellular component (GO): nucleus; chromatin
Molecular function (GO): ATP-dependent chromatin remodeler activity; ATP binding; DNA binding
Source: RefSeq, a predicted model, not a curated record